AGGAGGGCCCUGCAGUGACGCUGUGACAGGAACCUUAAAGGCUUAGAGGAGAAGCUUGUGUCUAACGCUGUAGAGGAGCGGGAGCCAGUGGGAGAGGCCAGAGAGGCGUCUAGGUUGGCAGGGUAACAAUCUCUAAGGGUAACCGUCACUGGAGGUUUUUAGGAACAGGUUAGACAGACGCCUGUCAGGGCUGGUCAAGGUUUACUUGGUCCUGCCACAGCGCAAGGGGCUGGAUUUGAUGAGCUCUCGAGGUCCUGUCCAGCCCGACAUUGCUGGGACUCUGUUCUCAGCAGCCACGUUGUGAAUGAAGUGGAGAAGGGGGUCACUGACCUAGUGGAGAAGCAGGAGACGUGAUAUAUCUUGAUUUUAGUAUGGCAUUUGACAUAGUCCCACGUGACAUUCUCACAAGCAAACUGCGGAAUGUGGUCUAGAUGAAAUUACUAUAAGGUGGAGACACAGCAGUCUCGCUGCUGAUUGUCCAGAAAAUGGCAGAAGAGCGCGCCGAAGCGACAAGCGAUACCAGUAGAGGGGUUAAUGACUCAAUGCUGCCGGGUCACGGACAAGAGGAAGGAAGGAGAAGAGAUGUGGAUUUCAGCCUAAAAUGCAUUAAAGAUAAACGGAUCCCAAUUACCGUUACUGUCGUCAUCACAGCGUUGAUCAUCACCAUAAUUGCACUGGCGGCCAAGAAGAUGCCCCCCUGCCCAAGCUGCCCGUCCCACGUCACUGCUGCGUGCCCGGAUGGCUGGGUGGGAUUCCAAGGGAACUGCUACUACUUCUCAGAGACUGAAGGGAACUGGAGCGCCAGCCAGAGCCACUGCUCUUCCCUCAGCUCCUCCCUGGCUUCCAUUGAUUCCCUGCCGGAGCUGGAUUUCAUGUCACGCUAUAGAGGGAUCCCUUACCGCUGGAUUGGCCUCCAGAGGGAACCAGGCGAGGGCCAGCCCUGGAAGUGGACCAACGGUACCAUAUUCAACAACCUGUUUCAGGUCAGAGGGGAAGGGCAGUGCGCUUACCUGAAUGAAUAUGGGGUCAGCAGCUCCAGGUGCUACUCAGACAGACAUUUCAUCUGCAGCUGGCCGGACCAGUGCUCUAGAAGGAAGCCAAGCGCCGCAGGAGGGGACACAAUGUCUAAGAUCACUUAAAGGGCCAAUGCAGCCUCUUCAGUGGAUGCAGAACUUACACAUUCAUCAUCUCUUGUGCAGCAUCCUACCUCUCCAACCAUUGCUCCCUCCAGAUCCCUGCUGAAAAACCAUCUUUACAAUGCUCACAACACUAACUCUACUACACAAUAACACCACUGACAUGGUACUACUGGACAGGGGUUUUAGAGGUUUAAAUCUAAUAUUCUGUUAAUACUGGAAGUGAAUAAGUUAUUUAGAUUAUGAAGAAUCCCUGCUUUUAUUUAAAGAAGAGUAUGUUUCUAGCUCGCUUGGUUAUGAAUAUACCCUGGCAAAUCAAACAGAGCCUGAGUCAGAUGAGAGCUUGAAACAAUAACUCAGAAAAGUGCCCCAUUUAAUUUAUUGACACGUUGACUCUGGAACCUAGUGUCGACACUGACUUCUUUCUUUUUCCUCUACGCUGCUUUUCCUGGUGAGGGUCGCGGUAGCAGCAUGGAGAGUAGGGAGGACCAGACCUCCCUUUCCUCCACAACAGAUUCCAGCUCCUCCUAUGGGGGAUUCCCAAGCAUUCCCAGGCCAGCUGGGAGAUAUAAUCCCUCCAACGUGUUCUGGGUUGGCCUCGGGGCCUCCUCCCAGUGGUACAUGUUCAGUAGAGUUCGAAAGGAAGCCUACCAGGGGGUAACCUUACCCUGUCUCAGACAGUAAGCCCAGCAACCCUGCGGAGAAACCUCAUUUCCACCGCUUGUACCCGUGAUCUCGUCCUUUCAGUCAUUACCCAAAGUUCAUGGCCAUAGGUGAGGAUGGGGACAUAGAUUAAACUGUAAACCGAGAGCUUUGUCUGAGAACUCAGCUCCCACUUCACCACCACAGAUCGGCACAGUGGCCUCAUCACUGCCACCACCUCCCCAAUCCGCCGGUAGAUCUCCCGCUCCCAUUUACCAUCACCAAGUGAUAGCUCUGCCCGUCUCUGCACCCAGAUGUCCAGAACAUAUAGACUCCCUCCGAGGAUCGUUACCUUGUCGUGGUGGAGGGGCUUGCGUGUUCCGAUGAACCCCAGGGCUACGUCGUCUGGAGCCUAGUGCUCCUGGGAGGGUGACCCUAGACGAACAGGUCUGGGGGGAGGUUCCAGACUAAAAACGAUCCCGCACAAGAUGCUCAUGAAAGCCCAACAAAUGAGCACGUGAACCUCGCCUAGAUUAGGAAUAUCGGACCCACCCCUGAAGCCAGGCCUGGGGCUGGUGUUAGUGAGCGUCUGAUGGCCAAGCAACCCAUGUAACCCGGCCGGGCCUAGCCCGAAAAGGGGACAGGGGCUCAGCACCCGCGAGGCAAAGAGUGAGGGUUGGGUGCGAUGCCUGAAUGGCAGCAGGAGGGAUGGACCACGACGGACUGGCCUCCGCGAUGGAGACUGGCCUGACACUAAAAUACAGGCAGAGGCAGCUAUUCUUUGAGCUAAAGAACCAGACUUGUGAACAGCAGCUACUGCAGGGGGACAGAGACCCUGAGUGUGGGAUACAGACCCUUACACUUGGGAAAAGGCCGAAGAGACUGAACCAAAGUCGGGGUAAGAAGUAGCCAGUGGAUCUUGGAAACAUCAUUUGAAGCUGGGACUGGACGACACGGGAUGGAUCACUUGAUAAUUGCCCUGUUCUGUUCAUUGCCUCUGAAGCAAUUGCCACCAGCAACUGUGGGAAGACAGGACACUGGGCUAGAUGGAGCAUUGGCCUGACCCCGUAUGGCUGCUCUGAUGAACUUUAUUUUUGUGCGUGUGUUUUUGAGUAGAUCUGAUCAGAAUUUGACAAGAAACAUUUUUUAACAGUGUUUUCUCCAGGAUUUUUUUGCCAUCCUUUAUUUAUUUAUUUUUAUUCUGACUGAAAUUGUGAAUGGGAGAGACUUAGCAUCUCUCAUCAUGUGCAUUUAAUUCAUUGCUCUGAGCUAAGAUUGGGUCGGGAGAGCUCCUGGAAGGGUUUAGUCACUUCCCCUGGGCUGUGUAAAUACCAGAGUAACCCAAAAUGACUCCCAGUCAGGAACCAAAUUAGUGGCCAGGUUUUCAAUAGAUUCAUGUAGGUUAAGGCCAGAAGGGACCAUUAAAUGAUCUAGUCUGGCCUCCUGCCUAGCACGGGCCAGAGAACUUCCCCCACUUACCCCUGUAUUGAGCCCAAUAACUUCUGUUUGGCUAAAGUCUAUCUUCCAGAAAGGCACCAGUCCGGCGUCCGGCUCACCAACGCCAUAUACAAUGAGCUGAGCUGUUCUGAAACUCUGCCCUAAGGGUCACAAGGGGAGCUGUCAUGGUGGUUGAGGGAAAUCUGAGGGUCCUUAACUUGGAGCAGAAACUAAAGCAAAAAACAAACAAAACACAAACAGAAAACUGAACCCGAGUCGUAGAUUCCAAGGCCAGAAGGGACCGCGGUGGUCAUGUCGUCUGACUUCCUGUACAAUACUGGCCAGAGACCUGCCCCCAAAUAAUUCCCGCUUAAGCCGGGCCUCCCAUUUUGGAUUACUCUGGUGUUUAAAAUAGACAAGUAAAUAAACCUUUGUUUUGGUGGGAGGAAAAAUCAACCAACCAACCCUACUUCCUCUCACUUUUAAAAACUCUUUUCCCCACGGCGGGAGGGAGGGAUGGGGGAAAUAUUUUUUAAAGAGAGA
Chrysemys picta bellii (western painted turtle) is the source of this 3758-nucleotide messenger RNA. Its product is annotated as C-type lectin domain family 2 member D-like. Lineage: Eukaryota; Metazoa; Chordata; Testudines; Emydidae. The record is from RefSeq and is a predicted model, not a curated record.